AUGUCUUCUUUGCCCUCUUUGUCCUUCUUCAAACUCUUACACACAUCUAUCUCUCUCUCUCUCUCUCUCUCUCUCUCUGUAAAUCCUCUUGACUCCUUCCUCUUUCUCUUCACAGGAUAUACCCCAACCAAAGAGGCAACAAAUACCAGAGAAGCAGCUACAAAAGAAGGUGAGGCCUCCAAAGAAGGUGAAGGAAAAGCAGCUGCACCAAAAACAGCAGCAACUGAAGCAGCAAGAAGGAUCAGAGAGGACGAAGAAGAAGAUGUACCUCAGCAAAAGCGCUCUGGCCGUAGUAGGGUGGAGAGUGUCAGUCCUUCUUCACCAAAAGGAAGCAUGGUCCUGCCAAAAGCAAAGAGUCUCCCUACUUCCCCUUCCUGUGCUCUGUCCCCCACUCCCUCCAUCUCCUCACUCAGUUUACUAUCCAUCCCCUCACACAUCCACUUCUUCUCCUCCCCACCCUUCAAGGGAGAAAAAGAAGUCCCAGAUGCCAUAUGCCUAAAUGAUGUCAAUCAAGUUAGCCAGUCUGAAGGCAAAGGUUUUGAGGGAUCAGGGUAA
Molecule: messenger RNA, 555 nt
Organism: Acanthosepion pharaonis
Lineage: Eukaryota; Metazoa; Mollusca; Cephalopoda; Sepiida; Sepiidae
Source: the annotation of a GenBank genome assembly